AUGAUCAAUGUAUUGAUGGCCAUCGGACUUAGUGUUGACUACAGUGCACAUGUCUGCUACCACUACCAUCUUGGGCAAAGAGAUGGCCUUUUGUUGAAUGCAAAAGAGCGAAUUACGAAAAUUUUACGAGCAGUUGGAAGACCAAUGGCCGAGGCAUCGCUAUCGACAUUGAUAUGCAUGUUACCACUAUUUUUUGUGCCUGUCUACAUCAUCGUGGCAUUUGCGAAAACAGUCUGCCUUGUCUCAUUACUUGGUUUAUUCCAUGGCAUUGUCAUUAUCCCAGUGUGCCUAUCGUUCCUUAUUCGGACUAAGCACAUCCCAAUCGAUACUCUUGUACUAAGUGAACAAAAGGAGACUAUGCUGAAAUGA
Strongylus vulgaris is the source of this 369-nucleotide messenger RNA. The record is from the annotation of a GenBank genome assembly. NCBI's taxonomy places the organism in Eukaryota, Metazoa, Nematoda, Chromadorea, Rhabditida, Strongylidae.